Pangasianodon hypophthalmus (striped catfish) is the source of this 3579-nucleotide messenger RNA. RefSeq names its product abl-interactor 1b (gene abi1b). Gene Ontology annotation, cellular component: intracellular anatomical structure; lamellipodium. The transcript has 11 exons. Gene Ontology annotation, molecular function: SH3 domain binding. The coding region runs from base 70 to 1560 and encodes 496 amino acids. Lineage: Eukaryota; Metazoa; Chordata; Actinopteri; Siluriformes; Pangasiidae. The record is from RefSeq and is a predicted model, not a curated record.
UCGGUGUGAAUGAAAGAAGGGGCGCAGGCAGAGUGAGGAGGAGGCUUUAGUAAUGCAGAGGGGAGUAAAAUGGCAGAGCUACAAAUGCUGUUAGAGGAAGAAAUUCCGGCUGGGAAGAGAGCUUUACUCGAGAGCUACCAGAAUCUCUCCAGAGUCGCGGAAUACUGCGAGAAUAAUUAUGUACAGGCUCAGGAUAAAAAGAAGGCCUUGGAGGAGACUAAAGCGUACACCACCCAGUCGCUGGCCAGCGUGGCGUAUCAGAUCAACGCUCUGGCCAACAACGUGCUGCAGCUGCUGGACAUCCAGGCAUCUCAGCUGCGCCGCAUGGAGUCGUCCGUCAAUCAUAUCUCCCAGACCGUGGACAUCCACAAAGAAAAGGUCGCGCGGCGAGAGAUCGGGAUUUUGACCACCAACAAAAACACGUCACGGACGCAUAAAAUCAUCGCCCCUGGAAACAUGGAGCGGCCGGUGCGCUAUAUCAGGAAGCCGAUUGACUACACGCUGCUGGACGAUGUGGGGCACGGCGUCAAGUGGCUAAAAGCGAAGCAAGGGAACAGUCAGCCUGCCAGGUCCGGGGGCGGGACUUUAUCAAGGACCAAUCCACCGACGCAGAAGCCACCAAGCCCACCCAUGGCAGGGCGGGGCACCCUGGGGAGAAACACACCCUAUAAGACUUUAGAGCCUGUGAAACCUCCAGUGGUGCCAAACGACUACAUGACGAGUCCGGCGAGGCUCGGUGGUCAGAGCAGCCCAGGACGCACGGCAUCGGUCAACCAGAGACCCCGAACACACAGUGGAAGCAGUGGUGGUAGCGGCGGACGGGAGAACAGCGGGAACAGCGUGGGAAUUCCUCUGGCUGUUCCAACACCCUCCCCUCCUAGCAUGGCACCAGUGGUACCUCCAGGUCCAGGUCUGGGUCCUGUUCCGAUGUCUCAGUUCGGCACUAUUUCUCGGCAGAUCUCGAGGCACAGCUCCUCCAGUGCCUCGUCCUCUGCCUCCAUGGUGUCGGCAACUGGUACGUACCGCCGCGCCCCAUCCAGCUCGUCCCAGUUCUCCGUGCCCCAGUCGCACCUUAAUGGCGGUCCCACGUACCCCCAAAACCCGGCUCCGGUCUCUGUCGCCCCGCCGCCUCCUCCUGUGGCGCAGCUCACACCCCAAAUUCCUCUCACUGGAUUUGUGGCCCGAGUUCAGGAGAACAUUUCAGAUAGCCCCUCCCCUCCUCCACCACCACUCCCCGAAGACACACCCAUGUUUGAGGAAGCGGCUCCGCCCCCUCCCCCGCCCCCCGUUGACUAUGAAGAAGAGGAUGCUGCGCUAGUGCACUACAACGACCCCUACGCAGAUGGAGACCCUCACUGGGCCCCCAAGUCCUACAUAGAAAAGGUGGUGGCCAUCUACGACUACACCAAGGACAAGGAUGACGAGCUGUCCUUCAUGGAAGGCGCCAUAAUCUACAUCAUCAAGAAAAAUGACGACGGCUGGUUUGAGGGCGUGUGCAACGGCGUCACCGGACUGUUUCCCGGCAACUACGUGGAGUCCAUCAUGCACUAUGCUGACUAACGCUAACUUACGAAUGUUUUCAUCUGACCUAUUUAAGUAUUUAUGAUGUGCAGUGUAUUGAGAAAGUGUUCGGUUCUUCCUGAUUCAGGUUUUUGGACGUGUUUUGUACAUACAGUACUGUAUGAAACCUGUCGGUUGUGACUAGUGCGUGUUAUUGUGCGUGUUUCGUCAGCGUAAAAAAACUGUGGUAGUUUUUCUUUUAACGUACUGCCAAACUCUUCCUUUACAUCAGGGAAGACGUGGUUGAAUGUCGUGAUUUACAGUAUAAUCUGGCUGAUACACCAGGUCAUUUUUAUUCCACUUUGCCUGCAGUGUUAGCCUACGUUGCAUUUUAAUUCCAUGUAUGUUGCUAUCGUGAGGCCGUUGCCUUAACAUUUCAUAAUUAUAUCAUUCGUUUUGCUAUGUUCAAACUGGGUUCCAUGUAGCCAGCUUCCCAACAAGCCAGGUACUUCAUCUGUACUACAUUUGCUAGCUAAUGUAACUAAAUUCCUUUACUGCACUAGGUAGGUAACAAGGCAGGUUGUUGGCCAGCAAAGCUAGCUAGUUUCCCAAUUGAUAUGAAGGAAAAUGUGUGUGAUAAUUCUCAAAGGAAAUUUGCUAGCUAGUUAGGGCUAAGCAGCUCUUUUCUGGCUGGGGGCGGAGACAAUUUCAAGGGCAGAAAUUUGGCAGUUUAAGGCUAAUCUUGCAAGCCAGACUUUUAGCCUGAUACAUUUUGUUACCAACCAACCAUAUUAACACACUAAUAACUCUUAAAGACAUGAUGCCAUGAACAUUUUUUAAAUCCAGUGACUAUAUGAACUGUAUAGUCAGAAAAGUAUAAAAUAAAAUAUGAGAUGCUACAUGGCAAAUGAGUUGAGCAAUGUGUCCUUAAAAUUAUAAGAUAUUACAGGCAUAGAAAUACAUUUAAAAGCUGAAUCUUUAAUACAGUUGUGCUUACUAGUAAGCUAACUAAAAUAGGUCAAAAUUUGCUAUUUACUAUUGCCAUCAGGUGCUUCAUGGUUUGUAGGUAGCUUUAUUUUAAUGUAACACUACUGCUAGCAGCUAGCAACUCUGUUGCGUAGAUUUAUGUUGUGCUUAGUCUGGUUACACACUUUAAAUGUUCCUGUUCGAGUACCAUAUGGCUAAUUCAAUCAGACAGCAGUCAAACAGUGGCAUUGUUCAUUUAGGAGACAUUUUGUAAAACAAAAAUUUGAAGUAUUAAACUCUGUUCAUUCCAUGGGGUGGAUUCUGCUAAUCUUCACCCCUCAGUAACAAUCAUCCCAAAUUUUUAUUAGUCGUUUUGCCUCAUUUGCACCCGGGUGAAAACACAAACCUUGUGAGGGAACCUGUCCAAUUGUUUACACAAUAUAAGAGUCUAAUGUUAGCUAGGUUUCAAACAACUCUGGUUAAUGGUUUACACAAUAUUGUAGUUAGUGUGAUGCUAGCUACCUUGACUACAGUUUUAUACACAUAAUAGCCUCAUGUUAGCUAGUUUGAUAGCAACUUUGACUACACAGUGUAAUAAUUAGCCAAAUAUUAGAUGGCUUAGCUACUGUUUUACACCAUUAGCCAGCUAGCUUGCUGGUGUUUGUUGUUGCAUCAUACAGUGCUUAGCCUAACAUUAGCUAGGUAGUAAAGUUAUAUAGCUACUACUGAAGGGUUAAUACAGUAUAAGCUAAGCUAUCUACUUAGCAGUCUAGUGUAGCUAAUAAUGAUGAUUCUGUGUUUUUGGUGGUAAACUCUGUUUUCACUCAGGUGCAAAUAGUAUUUAUUCUCAGUUAUAAGAAAGCACAGCAUGGAUUUUUAGACUGUCAUUGAAAUAACCGAUGACAUUGAAGUUCAGUUUGGUUUUAUAUUAAUUUAAUAGAAUGAAAUAUCCAUGAGAAUGUGAUUCACUCAGUGCUGUGUGAAACAUGACCACACGGUGUUAGCUACUCAUCACCUUCGCUAUUAGCUUCUCUCUCUUCACCUUGUACAUAAAUAAAACCUGUUUUUCUCAGUUGAUGUACAGCGGUUUUUAUAUUAAAGUACUGUCCGGUA